This is a messenger RNA of Olea europaea var. sylvestris, 1051 nucleotides long. RefSeq names its product 60S ribosomal protein L10-like. The transcript has 4 exons. Lineage: Eukaryota; Viridiplantae; Streptophyta; Magnoliopsida; Lamiales; Oleaceae. The record is from RefSeq and is a predicted model, not a curated record. Gene Ontology annotation, biological process: translation; ribosomal large subunit assembly. Gene Ontology annotation, molecular function: structural constituent of ribosome. The coding region runs from base 105 to 773 and encodes 222 amino acids. Gene Ontology annotation, cellular component: cytosolic large ribosomal subunit; ribosome.
CCCCCAAUCCAACCCUAACUAUAUAAACAAAAUUUCUCCAAAUCUUGGAAUCGUUCUCCAUUUCUUUUUUUUAGGCUGCGUAUCAGUAAUCCGGAGAAUUUGCCAUGGGGAGAAGACCUGCCAGGUGCUAUCGCCAAAUCAAGAAUAAGCCAUACCCAAAAUCACGGUUCUGUCGUGGUGUACCAGAUCCCAAGAUCAGGAUCUAUGAUGUUGGGAUGAAGAAGAAGGGAGUUGAUGAAUUCCCCUUUUGUGUGCACUUGGUGAGUUGGGAAAAAGAAAAUGUGUCCAGUGAAGCACUUGAAGCUGCUCGUAUUGCCUGCAAUAAGUACAUGACCAAGUUUGCAGGAAAGGAUGCUUUCCACCUGAGGGUGAGGGUACACCCUUUUCACGUCUUGCGAAUUAACAAGAUGUUGUCUUGUGCCGGAGCUGAUAGGCUCCAAACUGGCAUGAGGGGUGCUUUUGGCAAGCCUCAAGGUGUUUGUGCUCGUGUUGCUAUUGGCCAGGUUCUUCUGUCCGUUCGCUGCAAAGAUAGCAACAGCCACAAUGCCCAGGAAGCAUUGCGACGCGCAAAGUUCAAAUUCCCUGGCCGUCAAAAGAUUAUUGUAAGCAGGAAAUGGGGGUUCACUAAAUACAGCCGCACUGAUUACCUGAAGUGGAAAUCUGAGAAUCGUAUUAUGUCUGAUGGUGUGAAUGCUAAGCUUUUGGGAUGUCACGGGCCACUGGCUCUGCGUCAACCAGGAAAAGCAUUUUUAUCUCAGGCUGAAUCUGCCUAGGAUUUCUGAGAUAUGUGGUGAUAGGCUCCAUUCUAGCACAUCUUGUUAUUGGGUUCCGCUGUUCUGUGACUUGACUGCCUGAUUUUUAAACAUUUUAUCAUGUUUUUGGCUGAAGUGUAGGAGCUUGACUAUUAAAAAUGUCUUGAAAGUUUGUUUCCAGAUUUUGAUAGAAUUUUGGCUUGGUCAAUUUUUAUUUCCUAUGUCAAGGUUUUUAUUUUUUGUACUUAGUUUGAACUGUUUGUUUAUGGGUAUUUUUAACAUGAUAGGAACUUCGUAGA